Molecule: messenger RNA, 2256 nt
Organism: Mycosarcoma maydis (corn smut)
Lineage: Eukaryota; Fungi; Basidiomycota; Ustilaginomycetes; Ustilaginales
Exons: 2
Coding region: 1-2256 (751 amino acids)
Biological process (GO): fatty acid biosynthetic process
Molecular function (GO): fatty acid synthase activity
Source: RefSeq, a predicted model, not a curated record
AUGUCCAUGUCGGUGCGACCCGCUCUGGUGACAGGCCAUAGCCUUGGUUUCUAUGCAGCCGCCUACAUUGCAGGUGUGUUUCGCCUCGAGGACGCCAUCUAUCUGGUUGCAAGAAGGUCUGUGCUAUUUCGUCGAUUUUGCCUUGGAAGCCACUCGCAGAUGCUUGCUCUUGCAGCUUCGGAGCAACAGGCGCUCGACUUGAUCUCGCACGCAGGAUCGCACGCAACGAUUGCAUGCUACAACGGUCCAACCGACCUCGUGCUCUCUGGCACCAAGCUGGAUCUGACGAGCUUGUACAAGCAUGCCAAGGACUCGGGCUUGAAAGCCAAGCUGCUGCAAGUGCCUUUCGGGUUCCACUCGAGCCAUGUUUCGCCUGCUUGCGAGCGAAUGCUUCGCGCAGCUGAGCUUGUACACUUUUCACCACCAAAGAUUGCGAUUACGUCCAACGUGCUCGGUCGUGUGGUUCAACCCGGCAUCACCGAUUGGAUUGAGGUGGGCCCAAGUCCCAUCUGUCUACCCAUGAUCAAGGCUGUGGCGACCAAUCGCCAAAUAAAGCUGCAGACUUUACCCGCGAUGCGCAAGAAUGCAGAUGACGGGUCCACCUUGCUGCAAUGUCUCGGAGCCAUCUGGACUUCUGGAGGUCACGUAUCUUGGGAGGCAUUCCUUACACAUGUUAGCGAGAUUUCUCCUCCCCCACCAAGCGCAAGACUGGCUGCCAUCUGUGGCAAUGAUGCUGUGUCCUCUUCUGAGGCAUCUCGAGGAAGCUGUCUCUUUGACGAUAGUCUUCAUUCACCGGCGCUAUCGCCUCAGAUUAGCGACGGCAAAAGUACAGAGCAGAAGCCUAUCACCGGUUGCUCAGCCUGGAUCGAGCCCGAUUUGAGCUCGACGCCUCGCAGUGAUACUGUUGCGAGCCUGAUCACCAGACCGCUUUCGUUGUUCCAGGAGACAGUAUCGGGCCACAAGGUGGUUGGGCAUUCGGUUUUCUCUGCAUCGCUUCAUGGAGAACUGGCAGUACAAGGCUUGAUGGCUCUUGCCCAAGACAAGGGAGAACGAAGCUUUCUGCUCAAGGAGCUCACCUUUAGAGCACCUUUGGUUCUACCAGAUGCCGACUCCGCCGGUGACACCCAAGUCGACUUGACCAGAACACGCCUACAAGUGGCGAUCGAAGCAACUCCAGACGACCCAGAGGAGCGGUUCACGGCAUUUGCAAUCCAACAAUUGUGCAUGCCGCAGACGAACGACAUGCGGCUCCGCGUCAAAGACGCCUAUGUACUGGGCCACAUUGCAGGCCUGGAAGACGCUGAUAGUCAAGCUCGCAUAGAGUCAGACAAGCAGGCCACGGCUGUGCCCAGACUCUUCCGUGAUCUGCAACAGAGGCAACGAGCUGGCUACAAUGCUUCGAUCAUUUGCCUGGACGGACGCCAAGCUUACGAUCUGUUUAGCAAGCGGGUACAGUACUGCCUGAAUUUUCAAACGAUUCAAUCUUUCACUGUGGAUCUACGCGAACUACAGGCGUGUGCGGUUCUCCAACAUCCGACGUCACUCCACUGCAACGCCAAUGUUGGAAAUAUGCUCAGCUCUGCGACCACAGAUGUGAUCCUUCACGACGUGAUGCUGCACGCUGGAGGCCUCCUGCUCAGCUUGUCUGACUUGGUGAACGAUGACGAGGCGUUUAUCGGAGCAAAAGUAGGCGAGGUACUGCUAGUCCCAAGAAGCAGGCUAGGUGCAUACACGAGCCUUCGGUUGUACGUCUCUGCUGACGCAAAAAGCGGGGAUGAAAUCCAGACUCACGCUUAUCUCAUGGACGACAAGGCUGAGCAUAUUCUAGGCUGGGCGCGCAGCGUUACUUUCAAGAAGAUUCGACGUCAAUCGCUCGAGGCGGUGUUGACACGAGCCUGUGUCAAGGGGCUCCACGCACAAGCUUUGCCCAAGGACCAGCAUGAUCUUCAGGAGCAACGGUGCGGCCGAGGAGGUGAGCGCUACCUCGAACCCUCUGGUCGACCUGUUUCUGCACCAGAAUUGGCCGAAAUCAAUGCAGCAGGAGAUAUCAGGAUCGAUCAGCACUCUUGUUCACAGCCAUUCUCCCACCUCAUUCCAUUGUUGGAGCAAGAGGUUCGUAGGAUCGAGGCGGGAUCGUACUCGGACACUCAGAUGGACAAAUGUGGAAGCACCUUGACCAACCAACACUGGCCAGAUCCGGAUGCAUUUUUACUCAAGAUGUUCCCUGCCUUGAGGGGCGCCAUGCUUUGCGCAUAG